Molecule: messenger RNA, 1431 nt
Organism: Diaporthe amygdali
Lineage: Eukaryota; Fungi; Ascomycota; Sordariomycetes; Diaporthales; Diaporthaceae
Exons: 1
Coding region: 1-1431 (476 amino acids)
Molecular function (GO): FAD binding
Source: RefSeq, a predicted model, not a curated record
AUGAUCAAGUUGCGAUCACCUUUAAUCUUUCUCUUGCCACUCUCUGCUAUCUUUACCAGCAAGUCUCUAGCCAAGCAAACUUUGUUUGACGACCCGUACGCAGACACACGCACACGCCCUCAGAACGACAUGACACGACCGAAUUUAAAGGUUCUCAUCAGCGGCGCUGGGAUUGCUGGUAACGCUCUCGCCUUCUGGUUGACCAGGUUGGGGCAUGAUGUCACCGUCGUUGAGCGCCACCCAGUCCUACGUGUCUCAGGGCUGCAGCUCGACCUACGUAGCCACGGAAUCGAGGUGUUGAGACGCAUGGGCCUCGAGCAAGCCUUCCGAGCCAAGUCCGCGCCUGAACGAGGAAUGCAGGUUGUUGACUCUACUGGGAAGCAACGUGCGUAUUUCCCGGUGUCUGAAUCCGGUGGCAAAGACCAGCAGGGCUUCACCAGCGAGUUUGAGAUUAUGAGGGGUGAUCUGUGUCGCCUGUUCCAUGAUGCGGCCGCAAGUUCAGCUGGCAGGAAUGGGGCCAAAUACAUGUUUGGGACGUCGAUCGAGAGCUUCGAGCAAGAUGAUAACUCGGUAGACGUUCGCUUCGAUAAUGGCAAGACAGACCGAUUUGAUCUCUUGGUCGGUGCUGACGGCCAGUGGUCACGCACGCGCAAAAUGAUGCUUGGCCUUGGGAAUGAGAGCUCUGGAGCUACGCCUGCCGACGGACUGCAUCCGGUUGAAGGCCUCUAUUUUGCAUACUUCACCCUGAAUCGCCCAAUUGAGGAGGGCGAACAGUACCUUGCAACCUCUUAUAUUGCUCCUGGGAAAAGAGGUAUCAUGACGCGGAGGCACAGCCCGCAUGAGAUGCAGGUGAUGCUUGCGUGCAAGACAGAUUCCCACCGACUAAAAAAUGCUAGACGCGGAGACGUGGAGGAGGAGAAGACGGCAUUUGCAGACAUCUUCCGGGGGGCCGGGUGGCAGGCUGAGAAUCUGGUGGAGUCCAUGAGGGACGCUGAUGACUUCUAUUGCGAGCGGUUGGGGCUUGUCAAGUUGGAAUCCUGGUUCCGCGGCCGUGUGGCACUGGUUGGAGAUGCCGCUUACUGCCCAACCGUCCUCACGGGCAUGGGAACUACAAGUGCCGUAGUUGGUGCUUAUAUUCUGGCUGGCGAGAUCGAGAGACAGUGUGGAGAAAUUGGAAGUCGGGACUCCAUUCCGAGCGCUCUCAAGGCUUAUGAGAGAACGUUUCGGCCUUUCAUGAACGAAAUGCAGAAAGGUGUGUUGGAAAAUUCACCGCGCCAGUGGGACAUGAUGGGAUCUGCCUUCAGUGUUGCUGUUAUCAACUGGGUUUUCAGCCUCGCUUCGUACUUUAAGGUCAAGGCUGGGUUGUUCGGAGUUCGUGAGACUGUGAAGGGAUGGGAGCUUCCUCACUACGAGAAUAUGGCACUAGAUUAG